AUGUUCGUUUACAAGCGAGACGGACGCAAAGAACGCGUCCAGUUUGACAAGAUUACUGCCCGCGUCUCUAGACUCUGUUACGGUCUCGAUCCCGAGCAUGUCGAUGCUGCUGCCAUCACCCAAAAGGUUAUCUCUGGUGUCUACCAGGGAGUAGACACCACUGAGCUGGAUAACUUGGCUGCCGAGACUGCAGCAUACAUGACUGUUACUCACCCCGAUUAUGCCAUCCUUGCCGCUCGUAUUGCCGUAUCCAACCUUCACAAGCAGACCAAGAAGCAAUUUUCUAUGGUUAUCUCUGAUCUUUACAACUAUGUCAACCCCAAAAACAAAAAGUCCUCCCCCAUGAUCUCCAAGGAGCAUUUUGAGAUAAUUCAGAAGUAUUCCGAGGAGCUUAACUCGGCCAUCGUUUAUGACCGUGACUUCAACUACAACUACUUUGGCUUCAAGACCUUGGAGCGAUCAUAUCUCCUGCGCCUUGAUGGCAAGGUUGCCGAGCGUCCCCAACAUCUGCUGAUGCGUGUGGCUGUCGGUAUUCACGGCGAAGAUAUUGAGAAAGCUAUUGAGACCUAUCACUUGAUGUCCCAGAAGUACUUUACCCACGCUUCUCCUACUCUCUUCAACGCUGCCACCCCUCAGCCGCAGUUGGCCUCCUGCUUCCUGGUUGAUAUGAAAGAGGACAGCAUUGAGGGUAUCUAUGACACUCUUAAGACAUGUGCCAUGAUCUCUAAGACUGCUGGUGGUAUUGGCUUGAACGUUCACCGUAUCCGUGCCACUGGCUCUUACAUUGCUGGAACCAACGGCUCUUCUAACGGUAUCGUUCCCAUGCUCCGUGUGUUCAACAACACUGCUCGUUACGUUGACCAGGGCGGUAAUAAGCGUCCUGGUGCCUUUGCCAUCUACCUUGAGCCCUGGCACGCCGACGUUUUCGAGUUCCUCGAUCUUCGCAAGAACCACGGUAAGGAGGAAGUACGCGCCCGUGACCUCUUCUUCGCUCUCUGGACUCCUGAUCUGUUCAUGAAGCGAGUUGAGGCCAAUGGAGACUGGACUCUCUUCUGCCCCCACGAGGCCCCUGGCAUGUCUGAUGUCUACGGAGACGAGUUUGAAGCUCUCUACGAGCGCUACGAGAAGGAGGGUCGCGGCCGCAAGACCAUCAAGGCCCAGAAGCUGUGGUACGCUAUUCUCGAGGCUCAGACCGAGACUGGUAACCCCUUCAUGCUGUACAAGGAUGCUUGCAACCGCAAGAGCAACCAGAAGAACCUGGGCACUAUUCGCAGCUCCAACCUGUGCACCGAGAUUGUGGAGUACAGUGCCCCCGACGAGGUGGCCGUCUGCAACUUGGCUUCCCUCGCUCUGCCCUCUUUCGUCGAUGCUGCUCGCGGCGAGUACGACUUUGGCAAGCUGCACGAGGUCGUUCAGACUGUCGUGCGUAAUUUGAACAAGAUCAUCGACAUCAACUACUACCCUGUCCCUGAGGCCGCUAAGAGUAACUUCCGUCACCGCCCCAUUGCCCUGGGUGUCAACGGUCUUGCUGAUGCCUUCCUCGCUCUGCGUCUGCCGUUUGACUCUCCCGAGGCUAAGCAGCUGAACAUUCAAAUCUUCGAAACUAUCUACCACGGUGCUCUGACUGCCUCUUCCGACUUGGCCAAGGAGCUUGGUACUUACGAAACCUACCCUGGCUCUCCCGUGUCGCAAGGCAUCCUGCAGUACGACAUGUGGGACCGUACCCCCACCGACCUCUGGGACUGGGCCUCUUUGAAGGCCAAGAUUGCUGAGACUGGUGUUCGCAACAGUCUGUUGGUGGCUCCCAUGCCCACUGCCAGUACCAGUCAAAUCCUAGGCUUCAACGAGUGCUUUGAGCCCUACACUUCGAACAUCUACUCCCGCCGUGUCCUUGCCGGUGAGUUCCAGGUUGUCAACCCCUGGUUGCUGAAGGACCUGGUCGACCUGGGUCUGUGGUCGGACAACAUGAAGAACCGUAUCAUCGCCGACGGCGGUUCGGUCCAGAACAUCCCCAACAUUCCGGCCGACAUCAAGGCCCUGUACAAGACUGUGUGGGAGAUUUCGCAGCGCUCCAUCCUGCAGAUGGCUGCCGACCGUGGUGCCUACAUUGACCAGUCCCAGUCGCUCAACAUCCACAUGAAGGAGCCCACUAUGGGCAAGAUCACCAGUAUGCACUUUGCUGGCUGGAAGAUGGGUCUCAAGACUGGUAUGUACUACCUGCGUACCAUGGCCGCUUCCGCUCCCAUCCAGUUCACCGUCGACCAAGAGCAGCUCCUUGUUGAGGACACCAAUGUUGCUCGUACCAGCAAAAAGCGUGUUGGUGCCACCUCUUCAUACUCGGCCGUGCCCCGUGCCAACGGCAUCCAGUCUGCCACUAUCUCUAUCCCCAGCCCCAGCCAGGAGAGUUCCCGCACAGUGACUGCAGACCCUGUUGUUGUCGCAGCUCCAGUGGUGGCUGAGGAAUCCCCUGUUGAGGAGGCCGAGGGAGAGAGCAAGGAGGGUGACAUCUUCUCUGACAAGGUCCUGCAAUGCAGCAUUGAGAACAAGGAGGCUUGCAUUAUGUGCCAGGGCUGA
Penicillium taxi is the source of this 2574-nucleotide messenger RNA. RefSeq names its product ribonucleotide-diphosphate reductase subunit RNR1. NCBI's taxonomy places the organism in Eukaryota, Fungi, Ascomycota, Eurotiomycetes, Eurotiales, Aspergillaceae. Gene Ontology annotation, molecular function: ribonucleoside-diphosphate reductase activity, thioredoxin disulfide as acceptor; ATP binding. Gene Ontology annotation, biological process: deoxyribonucleotide biosynthetic process; DNA replication. Gene Ontology annotation, cellular component: ribonucleoside-diphosphate reductase complex. Bases 1 to 2574 code for a protein of 857 amino acids. The record is from RefSeq and is a predicted model, not a curated record. The transcript has 3 exons.